Messenger RNA from Neurospora tetrasperma FGSC 2508, 182 nucleotides. RefSeq lists its product as uncharacterized. The annotation marks the transcript as partial. NCBI's taxonomy places the organism in Eukaryota, Fungi, Ascomycota, Sordariomycetes, Sordariales, Sordariaceae. The record is from RefSeq and is a predicted model, not a curated record. The transcript has a single exon.
CGUAAUUAGUGUAUGGUUUGGCGUCGGGAUGCUUCUGGGAUUUUGGACUGGACAAAAGGAGGGACUGCUUGCUGCUUGCUGUAUGUUGAUAUGUAGAGGAGAUGAUGGAAUGGCGGACUGCGGACCCCUCGCGGGGAGGCGGGUGUUAUCCAGCUUUAAUUUGCACAACGGGCGUCAUAUGU